Messenger RNA from Diospyros lotus (date-plum), 1005 nucleotides. Its product is annotated as probable esterase KAI2. The transcript has 2 exons. The record is from RefSeq and is a predicted model, not a curated record. Gene Ontology annotation, biological process: response to karrikin. The coding region runs from base 1 to 813 and encodes 270 amino acids. NCBI's taxonomy places the organism in Eukaryota, Viridiplantae, Streptophyta, Magnoliopsida, Ericales, Ebenaceae.
AUGGGGAUUGUGCAGGAAGCUCACAACGUCAAGGUCUUGGGCGCCGGCGAGGAGACCGUCGUGCUGGCUCAUGGCUUCGGCACCGACCAGUCCGUCUGGAAGCACCUGGUGCCGCACCUCGUCGCCGGCUCCCGAGUCGUCCUCUUCGACAACAUGGGCGCCGGCACAACCAAUCCCGAUUACUUCGAUUUCGACCGCUACGCCACGCUCCAAGGCUACGCCUACGACUUGCUGGCCAUCCUGGAAGAGCUUCAAGUCUCAUCGUGCAUAUUCGUCGGCCACUCCGUCUCCGCCAUGAUCGGCGCCAUCGCCUCCACCAGUCGUCCCGACCUUUUCACCAAAAUUGUCAUGAUCUCUGCUUCUCCGAGGUACUUGAACGACGUUGAUUACUAUGGGGGGUUCGAGCAAGAAGAGCUAGAGCAGCUGUUCGAGGCGAUGCGAUCCAACUACCAAGCGUGGUGCUCCGGCUUUGCGCCGCUGGCGGUGGGCGGCGACAUGGAGUCGGUGGCGGUGCAAGAGUUCAGCCGGACCCUGUUCAACAUGCGGCCGGACAUAGCCUUGAGCGUGGCCCAGAUCAUUUUCCAGUGCGACGCCCGGAGCUUGCUCCGCCAUGUCACCGUCCCCUGCCACAUCAUACAGAGCGUCAAAGACUUGGCGGUGCCGGUGGUGGCGGCCGAGUACCUCCACCAGAACCUCGGCGGCCUGUCCGUCGUCGAGGUCAUGUCGACGGACGGCCAUCUACCGCAGCUCAGCUCGCCGGACAUUGUCAUCCCGAUCAUCCUCCGCCACAUCCACCAAGAUAUUGCCGUUUGAUUUUUCCAGAAACUAGAAAAUUAACAUAGAGAGGAUGGAGUAUAUCUUCUUCCACUCAAUACCCUUGAAUGAUUUUGACAGAUUAUUAGAUGAACAGUCGAAUGUUCUGAGGCUCUCUAUAGUUUAUUAUAUUAUAUAAUAACCAGUAAUUAAGGGGUGAUUGCCAAAUUAAUAACAACCUAAUUACCAUUA